This is a messenger RNA of Chironomus riparius, 1317 nucleotides long. The record is from the annotation of a GenBank genome assembly. NCBI's taxonomy places the organism in Eukaryota, Metazoa, Arthropoda, Insecta, Diptera, Chironomidae.
AUGUUUCUUCCAUAUAAAUUAAUUAUUUUAAGAAGUUAUUCGACACAUCCGAGACGGAGAGUGGUUGUGACUGGCUUGGGAGUCAUUUCAGCACUUGGUAAGUCAGUUGACUCUGCCUGGAAAUUUCUUUUAGAUGGAAAGAGUGCGACGAAAAAUCUUCCAGAAAAUGAAUUCUAUGCAAAAUUGCCAUGUAAGGUAGCAGCACCGAUUGACAGUAGUGUCAUUGAAGAGAUUCGAUCAAAUUUCACUAAAACAGAACUGAAGACAAUGUCACCAGCUACAAUUUAUGCAAUGAAUGCUGUAAAAGAAGCUUUUAAUUCUGCAAAUUGGAAGCCAACAGAUCCAUUAGAAAGAGAAAGAACUGGUGUUGCUGUUGGCAUGGGAAUGGUUGAUUUAGAUGAUAUUUGUGAAACGCAUGAGAAUCUUAAAAAGUCAUACAAUAAAAUUAGUCCAUUCUUUGUACCUAGAAUUCUGCUGAAUAUGGCAGCUGGACAAAUUAGCAUAUCAUAUAAAUUACAAGGACCUAAUCAUGCUGUAUCAACAGCAUGUGCAACAGGUCUUCAUGCAAUUGGUGAUGCAUUUAGGUUUAUACAGCAUAAUGAUGCUGAUGCAAUGGUUUGUGGAGCAACAGAAGCUUCAAUUAAUCCACUAUCAAUAGCUGGAUUUUCUAGAUUACGUGCUCUGUCCACAUCCUUUAAUGACCAUCCACAUGAAGCUUCAAGACCUUUCGAUAAGAAACGUGAUGGAUUUGUGAUGGGCGAAGGUGCUGCAAUAUUCAUUAUAGAGGAAUUACAACAUGCUCUGAAUAGAAAUGCUACAAUUUAUGGUGAAAUUCUCGGAUAUGGACUUUCUGGUGAUGGAUCACAUUUAACGGCACCUAGUCAGGAUGGAUUAGGUGCUAAAUUGGCAAUGCAACGAGCUUUAAAAGAUGCAAAUUUAAGUCCAUCAGAUAUAAGUUAUGUUAAUGCUCAUGCAACGUCAACGCCUUUGGGAGAUUCAAUUGAAGCUAGAGCUAUUCAGUCAAUAUUUGGUGGAAACGAAGAUCUUGCAAUCAGUUCCACAAAAGGCUCGCAUGGACAUCUUUUGGGAGCUGCUGGAACCUUAGAAUGUCUCUUUACACUUUUAGCUUGCAGAGAUGGAUUAUUUCCACCUACGAUCAACAUGAAUGAGACUGAAGAUGAGUUUAAAAAUAUAAAUUUUGUAGCAAACAAGUCUCAGAAGUGGCCUAAAAAUGGAAAGAAGCGAAUAGCUGUAAAGAACUCAUUUGGAUUUGGUGGAACUAAUGUAUCUUUAAUUGUUAGUGAAUUUGUUAAUUAA